AUGUCGAACACCGACUUCCUGGGACGUGCGAUAGAGCAGGUCAAGAAGGCAAUCGAGAUGGACACGGCAGGCGACUACGACAAAGCAUACCAACAAUACUACCAAGCACUCGAGCUCUUCAUGCUGGCGUUGAAAUGGGAGAAGAACGCAAAGUCAAAGGAGAUGAUCAGGCAGAAGGCAGGCGAAUACAUGGAGCGCGCAGAGAAGCUCAAGAACCACUUGGCAGAACAGGACGGCAAACGGAAACCGGCGGCGAUGGGUGCUAACGGCAAAGCGUCCAAUGGUGCCGGGAAAGGCCAGAAUGAGGACGACGAGCAGGAUGCAGACAGCAAGAAGUUGAGGGGAGCGCUGGCGGGUGCCAUCUUGACGGACAAGCCGAACAUCAAGUGGGAAGAUGUCGCUGGUCUGGAGGGUGCGAAGGAGGCGCUGAAGGAGGCCGUCAUAUUACCCAUCAAGUUUCCACAUCUGUUCACUGGAAAGAGGCAGCCGUGGAAGGGAAUACUGCUGUAUGGGCCGCCCGGUACGGGUAAAUCGUAUCUUGCGAAAGCAGUCGCGACGGAGGCGAACAGUACCUUCUUCAGCGUGAGUUCGUCAGAUCUGGUCAGCAAGUGGAUGGGAGAGUCGGAACGAUUGGUUAAACAGCUCUUCAACCUCGCCCGCGAAAACAAACCCUCCAUCAUCUUCAUCGACGAAAUCGAUGCCCUCUGUGGCCCCCGAGGAGAAGGAGAAUCCGAAGCAUCACGACGUAUCAAGACAGAACUGCUCGUCCAAAUGGACGGUGUAGGCCGCGACAGCAAAGGCGUCCUCAUCCUCGGCGCAACGAACAUCCCCUGGCAACUCGAUGCAGCGAUACGAAGACGAUUCCAGCGACGAGUACACAUCUCCCUCCCCGACCAGCCCGCGCGAAUGCGAAUGUUCGAACUCGCAGUCGGCAACACACCCUGCGAGCUACAAGCAGACGACUACAGAACGCUGGCAAAGUAUUCAGAAGGAUACUCGGGAAGUGAUAUCAGUAUCGCGGUGCAAGAUGCGUUGAUGCAGCCUGUGAGGAAGAUCCAGACGGCGACACAUUACAAGAAGGUCACAGUGGAUGGGGAGGAGAAGUUGACGCCUUGUUCGCCUGGGGAUGAAGGAGCGAUGGAGAUGAAUUGGACACAAGUGGAGACUGAGCAGUUACUGGAGCCGCCGCUGCAGGUCAAGGACUUCAUCAAGGCGAUCAAGGCUUCGCGGCCGACGGUCAGUGGGGAGGAUCUGCAUAGGAAUGAGGAUUGGACGAAGGAGUUUGGGAGUGAGGGCGCAUGA
Fulvia fulva is the source of this 1302-nucleotide messenger RNA. RefSeq names its product Vacuolar protein sorting-associated protein 4. The record is from RefSeq and is a predicted model, not a curated record. The transcript has 2 exons. NCBI's taxonomy places the organism in Eukaryota, Fungi, Ascomycota, Dothideomycetes, Mycosphaerellales, Mycosphaerellaceae. Bases 1 to 1302 code for a protein of 433 amino acids. Gene Ontology annotation, biological process: endosomal transport; vacuole organization. Gene Ontology annotation, molecular function: ATP hydrolysis activity; ATP binding.